Messenger RNA from Perca flavescens (yellow perch), 5530 nucleotides. It is a transcript of the gene arid2, whose product is annotated as AT-rich interactive domain 2. NCBI's taxonomy places the organism in Eukaryota, Metazoa, Chordata, Actinopteri, Perciformes, Percidae. The transcript is spliced from 21 exons. Bases 563 to 5515 code for a protein of 1650 amino acids. Gene Ontology annotation, molecular function: DNA binding. Gene Ontology annotation, cellular component: SWI/SNF superfamily-type complex. Gene Ontology annotation, biological process: regulation of DNA-templated transcription. The record is from RefSeq and is a predicted model, not a curated record.
GUACCUCCUGACCCGUUUUCCUAACAGAGAAACGAGUUGUCAGACGGUCCCUAAAAAAGAAAACAGUCUCUAUUGUUCCAGCACCCGCUCUGCCUGGACGGUGCACUGCCGCCUGUGGCCGCAGAGGGCGCUGCACGCAUGGCAGGCUGGGCUCCGCGGCCUUCACAUACAUCUUUUUGUCUGAGAACUGAUCCUCUGCCGCUCUACAGUGUGUGCGAUAGCCUCGGAGCUGCGUCCGUAACACACUGUCAAACCACUCCAAACGAAUACUACCGCGACCAAAAGCAUUAAUUCUACACAUUCUGCCAUGGCGUUUCUAAUCUGCCGGUAAAUCGUUUGUAUUUCUGACUGUUCGCUGGAACUUAGUCCGGGGUUGAAACGGGCUUGCUUUCUGUGUGCAUCAGUCUUUAUUAGCGAGCUGCCGCUCUUCUUGCUAUCAGCUAUUUCUUUAACUUUUUAAACACUCAGCUUCGCGAAUGACUGAGCGCCGGCGGAGUAUGGGAUCCUUGGUGUCUUAAGAAGCGACUGAAGUGGGGUUUAACCGUUUUUGCAUGCAAAAACAAUGGCAAAUUCGACGGGGAAAAAUCUACUAGAUCAGCGAAGGAAAGGACAGGCUUUCCUGGACGAGCUGCGGCAAUUUCACCAAAGCAGAGGAUCGCCUUUCAGGAAGAUUCCUAUCGUGGGUGGGAAAGAGCUGGACCUGAAUGCUCUCUAUAUCAGAGUCGUCUCUUUAGGUGGAUUUGCUAAGGUCUCUGACAAAAACCAAUGGAUUGAACUUGGAGACGAGUUUAACUUUCCAAGGAGUUGUUCCAACGCUGCAUUUGCUUUAAAACAGUACUACCUUCGAUACUUGGAGAAGUAUGAGAAAGUGCACCACUUCGGCGAGGAUGAUGAAGAAGCGCAGCCGGGGAACCCCAAAGCCUCUCUUCCAAUCGGUGCAAUUCCCAGCUCCUAUAACUACCAGCAGCACAUUGUAUCAGACUAUCUCCGCCAAAGCUAUGGACUGUCUUUGGAUUUCGUCCCGCCGUGUGACUACAACAAACUGGUGCUGUCUCUCCUUUCGGGGCUACCCAACGAAGUGGACUUUGCUGUUAACGUUUGCACACUGCUCUCCAACGAGAGCAAGCACGCCAUGCAGCUGGACAAGGACCCCAAACUGGUCACGUUGCUGCUGGCCCACGCCGGCGUCUUCGACGACUCGCUAGGCAGCUUCUCCGGGGUCUUCGGGACGGACUGGAAGGAACACACCUCCCGGGACUUUAUCAGGUUCUGGAAGGAGGUGGUGGAGGACGUGGAAGUCAGGGAGCUGAUCUGGGACAAGAACAGCCCCGCACAAGAUGGCGUGUCGUGCGAGGGGCGCUGGCAGAGCCUCUUCCACCCGCCGCGGAACUUGGGCAUCAGCGACAUGGAGGCCCAGCGGGUGCUGCAGAUUGCCGUCAUCCUGCGGAACCUCUCCUUCGAGGAGGCCAACGUCAAGCUGCUGGCGGCCAACCGAACGUGCCUGCGCUUCCUUUUGCUCUGCGCCCACUGUAACCUCAUCUCACUCCGACAGCUCGGACUCGACACGUUGGGCAACGUGGCUGCCGAGCUCCAGCUGGAUCCCGUUGACUUUCGGACAACUCAUCUGAUCUUUCACACCAUCACCAAAUGUUUGAUGUCCAGGGACCGGUUUCUCAAAAUGAGAGCCAUGGAAAUCCUGGGCAACCUCAGCAAGGCGGAGGACAACGGCGUGCUGAUCUGUGAGUACGUGGACCAGGACUCGUACAGGGAGGUAAUAAUGCUGCUCACCCUGCCGGACCUCAUGCUCCUCAUGGCCUCUCUGGAGGUGCUGUACCUGCUGGCCCAGCUCGGAGACAUCCCCUGCAGCAAGAUCGCCUCCGUCGACCAUAGCAUAGACCUGUUAGUGCGGUUAGUAUCGGUGGACCUCCAUACGUUUGGACCCGACGCCCUGACGGCGGUGCGAUUGAUCGAGCAUCAGGCCAACGCCGAGCAGGCGGCCGAGGUCCGGCCACAGCUGGUGGAGCAGGUGCCUGCAGCCGCGCAGGGAGCAGCAGCGCCUGUAACGAGGGUCCCAGUUCAAUCCACUCCACCGCCACCUGGUAUCGUUGAGCUCGAUGGGGAAAAAUUUACACUGCAGUGGCUGAACGCACACUUUGAGACAAACCCCGAGGGCUCGGUGCAGCGAUCAGAUAUUUACUCGGAGUACUUGGCCACGUGCAGUAAAAUGGGACGAAGCAACAUCUUGAACUCCACCGGCUUCCUCAAGUGUCUGCGGACUGUGUUUCCCAACCACACAAUGCGGCGGCAAGAGGAGACCAAGGCCACCGGUCAGCUUCAGAUUCUCCUGGUAGGGCUGAGGCGCAGGUCGAUCCCCCUGCCCGUCCAGCUGUACUACCAGCAGCCUCAGCAGCAGAAUCCGGCAGCAGCUCCAACGCCUCCAGCAGCCCCCGGAGACCCCCAGGCCCUGCCUCCAGGCUUACCUCUUGGGCCUCCCAGCCUUGGAGCCCAGUUUGUCAGGGCCCUGGGCCCCAGCCUCAGCACCCCCGGCGCCGCCCCAUCCAUGGCCUUGACUGCACAGGAGCCUCCUCAUCAAAGCCACCCGACUGUUUCCCGACACCUGGUGCCCCCGCAGUUGCCGCCCAAUCCUCUGGCGGCGGUGCAGCAGCAGGUCCGACCUGGUCCAGUGGUCCAGAUUCCGACGUCGGCACCGGCCGCCCAGAACCACAGCCCCCAGAACCCCGGCGCUCCUCCCGCAGCUCAGCAACACUCCCCGAUGCUCCCCACGGGGACGCCCGUCACGCUAUUUCAGCAGGUACCGCAGGGCCACAUUCUCACCGCCAGGGUGCAAGGCGUGUGCCCUCCGAUCACCCAGCACCCGGCCCUGCCUCAAACCCCUCUCCUGUCUGGGCCUCAGGGUGACGCUCCCCAGGCGGAGCCCCGGUGCGUUGCAGGGACCUCGACUCCCUCUUCUUCCAUCCAGGCGGGGGCCGGUCAGGCGUUUAGUAUCGCCGGCGUGCCCAAUAACCAGGGCUCACGCGUUACAUUUCAGAAUAUCGCCCCCAAACCAGCGCCAAGCCAGUCAGGUGGACCAGCAGCCACGAUGGCCACUCCCAACCAGCAGCCUCAACAGCAGGCGCAGAGUGUGGUAAUAGUUGGCCCCGACCCCCAGCAGAGCCCAGCCUACACCCCUGCCAUACACCAGAUCGUUCUCGCCAACCCCUCCGCCCUUCCCGGUGCCCAGACUAUCCAGAUAGCAGGGCAGCCCGGAGCUGCUUCCAGCCCCUGGCCGCCCCCUGCUUGUCACCCCAACACCCAUCCCAAUCAAACUGUCAGCCACGCACUGUCCAUGAAGCCCCAUCAACAGCCGCAGCUCCAGUUUAUUUCCCCAAACCCCCCCUCUCAGCCUACCUCCACCGAGUCCAGCUUGAUCAAACAGCUACUGCUUCCAAAGCGAGGGCCUUCUACUCCGGGAGGGAAGCUCAUCCUGCCCGCUCCACAGGUGCCCCCCCCCAACAGCACGAUAGCCCCAGGUCCACAGGUCAUCUACCAGACGAGCUACAGCGCCCAGAAUCCCUCUCCUCAGCCUCAGCAGCUCAAUGUCCAGCUGGUUCCUGGUCAGCUUCCUGCUGCGGGAGCCCCAGCCCUCCAGACGGUCCAGCUCUUGCCCGGCCAGCUCAUUUCCACGAGUAGCCCCGGGGCGGCUACCAUCAUCCAGGGCCCCACGGCGGCCGGACAGGUUACGUUCACCGUGGUCCCCAACACUGGCUUCACCUCGACCGCCGCGGUGGCCGCCGUCAGCCAGGGCGCCGUGGCCACCGGAGUGCCCCCGCCGCCGUUCUCUGCCGCGACGGUGGCCCACCACGCCCCGGCCACGCCGCCGCCGGCUCCCCUCAGAGGAGACAAGAUCAUUUGUCAGAAGGAGGAGGAGGCCAAGGACGCCACGGGGCUGCACAUCCACGAGCGGAAGAUCGAGGUGAUGGAGAACUCGUCGCUGGCGGACGGCGACUCCAACGGCAAAACCAGCAACGGCGACGUCGCGGCAGGUGCCAAGCUGCUAAACGGUCGGAAGUGCAUGGAGUCGAAUCUACCUCCAUACCACUCAGGGAACAGCCAGGGGGCGCUCAACGGCCCGCCCACGGAGGGCCACCCUGCUAACGGGAAGCAGGCCCUCUCCCCCAGCCCCAACGCCCCUCCGGAGGGCAACCCCGACCCCAAAAAGACUCUAGUCAACGGGGUGUGUGACUUUGACCGGGGUGACGGUGGUGGCAACAUAAACAGAAACAUUCCAAAUCACAUUGCUUCCAAACAGUACUUGGGGAACGGGGAGGUGGGCCCCUCGGAGAAGAGUCACGGGUCAGACCCCCCUCUUCCUAGUCCUCCUCCCCCCCAGCAGGACACUGCCAAAGCCCAGCAGGCCGAGCGCCUGGCUAACGGACCCCAGGCAGCAGGCAACCGGCCUCCCUCGGAAUUGACCAACGGACCUUUGGGGCCGGGCCACGCCGCGCACGUGCUACGACAGCAACUGCUCCCCAAUUCCACCCUCCCCUCCACCGUUGGCGCUACCUCCCCGAGUCCCGCCGCCCCGCCCGCGAACGGAGUGGCCUCCGAGGCUCGAGGUCUCAAGAGACCAGCCGAUAGCGACGACCGCACCGCGGCGUCCUCGGGGAUCCCCAAUAAAGUGGGCGUGCGCAUCAUCACCAUCAGUGACCCCAACAACGCCGGCAGCAGUGCCACCAUGGUGGCGGUGCCCGCGGGAACCGACCCAAGCACAGUAGCCAAAGUAGCAAUAGAGAGCGCCACUCAGCAGAGGAACUGCUCGCCCGCACUGGCAGCUGGCUCAACGCCUACGUCUACCCCGCCUCCUGUAUCCCAGCCUGCUCCGGGGGGUAACCACAGCCCCCACCUCUCAGCACAGCAAACCCCCGCAGCACCGCCAGAGCAGAGCAGGAAAGCAGGGCAGAACUUCAAGUGUCUGUGGCAGUCCUGCAAACGGUGGUUCGAAACGCCGUCGCGGGUGUUUUACCACGCGGCGACGCAACACGGCGGAAAAGGCGUAUACGGAGGCCACUGUCAAUGGGAGGGAUGUGAACCCUUCCCCCGGCAGAGACUGUCAUUCAUCACGCAUCUACAGGAUAAGCACUGUUCUCGAGAGGCUUUGCUGGCUGGACUCAAACUAGAGGAGCAGCAGGCGCAAAGUCCCAAUCAGACUUCUUCCCAGACUCCGCCAGCGGCAGGCAGUUCUCAGACACCGCGAGCACCCAAAGCAAUCGUGAAUCAUCCGAGCGCAGCUCUCAUGGCCCUCCGCAGAGGCUCUCGAAACCUGGUCUUCAGGGACUUCACUGAUGAGAAAGAGGGACCAGUGACCAAACACAUACGACUAACUGCUGCCUUAACGUUAAAGAACAUCGCCAAGCACUCGGACUGUGGUCGCAUGCUCUGCUGUCACUGUUGUACGCCGUCUGGUAAGGACAGUUUAUCUACUCUGUGGAAAAGACAAAAUCACGUAUCACAUUGAAGCUUUGUGAUAAGG